Daucus carota subsp. sativus is the source of this 5790-nucleotide messenger RNA. Its product is annotated as protein REDUCED CHLOROPLAST COVERAGE 3. The coding region runs from base 267 to 5339 and encodes 1690 amino acids. The record is from RefSeq and is a predicted model, not a curated record. Gene Ontology annotation, biological process: organelle organization. Gene Ontology annotation, molecular function: protein binding. Gene Ontology annotation, cellular component: cytoplasm. NCBI's taxonomy places the organism in Eukaryota, Viridiplantae, Streptophyta, Magnoliopsida, Apiales, Apiaceae. The transcript has 23 exons.
AAGGCCAUCAGAAACAAAGGUUAGCACACCACCAAACCCUUGUCCUACUACCUAUCCUUUUCUACAAAGAUUUCCUAACUUCUUUCUCUCUGCAAUCUGCAUUCAUAUCAUUUCCACCUUUUUUUGGUUUGAAAUGGUUUAAUUUGCCUAUAUAUACACACCAAACUCAAUGAUUAUCAGUCCACUGAUCAACUUAGUGGGUUUUUGAGUUUCGCUCCCUCAGAAUAUCUAUUUAAAUUUCGAGUCAUUCUUGACGGGAAAAGAUUAUGGCCCCGAGGUCCGGGAGAGUUAAAGGGAACAGAAACAAAGCAGAGAAGAAGAAAAAAGAAGAGAAAGUGGUGCCUACUCUUGUUGAUAUAGUUGUCAUCACCCCGUACGAAACACAGGUCACACUUAAGGGCAUCUCUACAGACAAGAUACUUGAUGUUAAGAAGCUGCUAGCUGUUAAUGUCCAUACAUGCCACCUUACAGACUAUUCUUUGUCACAUCAGGUAAAAGGAGAGAAUCUGGAUGAGAAGGUCGAUGUGGUUUCAUUGAAGCCAUGCUUGCUGAGGAUUGUUGAAGAGGAAUACACAAGGGAGGAAGAUGCGGUGGCCCACGUGCGCAGAUUGCUUGACAUCGUCGCGUGCACAACCCGUUACGAAAAGCCCAAGGGCGUGGGAAUCGGAUCCGGUAAAACCCGAAUUCAUGACCCGGAUAAAAAUGCGGAUCCACCGGCGUCGGAGAGCCUGGACAUGGCGCCGAUUCAGCCAAUACCCAAGCUAGCUGAUUUUUACGAUUUCUUCUCUUUUUCUCACCUCUCUCCUCCCAUUUUACAUUUGAAGAGAGUGGAGCAGAAAGAUGCACAACAUAAAACAGAUGGUGAUCACUUUGAAAUGCAGAUUAAGAUCUGCAAUGGAAAGCUUAUACACGUGGUUGCAUCAGUUAACGGUUUUUACACUGUGGGGAAGCAAUUUUUGCAAAGCUACUCCUUGGUGGACCUCCUGCAACAGCUCAGCCGAGCCUUUGCCAAUGCAUAUGAUUGCCUGAUGAAAGCUUUCGUGGAACACAAUAAGUUUGGAAAUCUUCCCUAUGGUUUUCGUGCCAAUACAUGGCUAUGUCAUCCAUCCCUCGGCAAUUCUGCUUCAAAUUUUGUAUCUCUGCCGAUGGAAGAUGAGGAUUGGGGUGGCAAUGGUGGGGGCCAGGGAAGACAUGGUGAAUAUGAUUAUAGGCCAUGGGCUACAGAUUUUGCCAUCUUAAGGAGUCUUCCUUGCAAAACCGAGGAGGAGAGGGUGGUCCGAGACCGGAAGGCUUUCUUGCUUCAUAGUCAAUUUGUCGAUAUCUCAACAUUUAAAGCUGUUUCAGCCAUACGCCAAAUAACUGAUUCCUAUAUGACUGCGACAGAUAUAUUAAUGUUUUCCCCUGGCUCAAUCUUGCAUGAGAAUCGUAUUGGGGAUUUGUCCAUUACUGUGAGACGAGAUGCUGCAGAUGCCAUCACAAAGUCAGGAAGGAACCUGUUUGAUAGGGGAUUAGCUAGUACCUCGGUGAAGGAAGUGGCUCAAAUAAGCUUAUUGAAAGGGUUAACUGCAGAUGAGAGUGUAGUUGUAAAUGAUUCCCUGUCUUUUGGCACUGUUGUAAUAAGACAUUGUGGAUAUACAGCAACUGUUAAGGUUGUUGGUGAUGUUAAGGAGGACGAGUACAACUCUAAGAGUAUAAAUAUCGACGAUCAACCUGAUGGAGGAGCAAAUGCUCUCAAUAUUUACAGCUUAAGAACUCUUCUACCCAAGUCAAGCACGACUGAUCCUUCCGGAAAGAACCCCUCACGUCAUUUGAAUGUGUCUGAUAUUGGAACUUCAAGAUAUCUGGUUCGUAAAGUGAUUAAAGUUAGCUUGAGCAAAUUGAAGGAAGAACCAGUCCAAACUGACAGGUUGAUCAGGUGGGAACUUGGCUCAUCUUGGAUUCAGCAUCUAAAAAAGCAGGAAACGUUUACAGAUGAUACUUAUAAAGCCCCUAAAGAUGAUACAUCUGACACAGUAGUUAGGGGACUUGGAAAGGAAUUUAAAAUGCUGAAGAAGAGAGAAAAGAUGGCAGGCAGUGUAGAUAGUUAUGAACAAAACUAUAAUAGAACCAGCAACUUGGAUGCAGAAAACAGCACUGAAGAAGUAAGCAGCAGUGAGUCUGAAAGUGAGGUGGAUUUGAAGAAAUUUAUCUCUGAAGAAGCUUUCUUGCGCCUGAAAGAAUCUGGGACAGGUCUACAUUUAAAGUCGGCGGAUGAGCUCAUCAAGAUGGCGCACAAAUAUUACGAUGAAAUUGCUUUGCCUAAGCUGGUAAAGGACUUUGGAUCACUUGAACUUUCACCAGUUGAUGGACACACACUAACUGAUUACAUGCACCUAAGAGGACUAAAAAUGCAAUCUUUGGGUCGCGUGGUUGAACUUGCUGAUAAGCUCCCUCAUAUUCAGUCACUGUGUAUUCAUGAAAUGGUUACUCGAGCUUUUAAGCAUGUACUUAAAGCUGUGAUUGCUUCUGUUGAAAAUGUCGCUGAUUUUUCUGCACAAGUAGCUUCUUCCCUGAAUUUUUUGCUUGGGAAUUGUACAACAGAAGACAACUGCCAUGAUUCAAGGGAGGAUCAUUAUAUUAAAUUACAGUGGUUGAGGACAUUUCUAGCUACAAGAUAUGGUUAUACAAUAAAAGAUGAAUUCCAGCACUUGCGCAAAUUAUCUAUUCUCCGUGGACUUUGCCACAAGGUCGGGUUAGAGUUAAUUCCAAGAGACUUUGAUUUGGAAAGUCAAAACCCCUUUAAAAGAUCUGAUAUUAUUAGCUUGGUUCCUGUAUGUAAGCAUGUUGGGUGUUCUUCUGCUGAUGGGCGGACUCUAUUAGAGUCUUCAAAGGUCGCUCUGGACAAGGGAAAUCUAGAAGAAGCAGUUACUUAUGGAACUAAGGCAUUGGCGAAAAUGAUAGCUGUCUGUGGUCCCUAUAAUAGAACAACUGCAAGCGCAUAUAGUCUUUUAGCUAUUGUCCUUUACCACACUGGAGAUUUUAAUCAGGCAACAAUUUACCAGCAAAAGGCUUUGGAUAUCAAUGAGAGAGAACUUGGGCUUGAUCAUCCAGACACGAUGAAGAGCUAUGGGGAUCUUUCUGUUUUUUAUUACCGUCUCCAACACAUGGAACUGGCACUGAAAUAUGUCAAUCGUGCUCUUUUCCUUCUCAAUCUUUUAUGUGGACUGUCGCACCCAAACACAGCUGCAACUUAUAUAAAUGUGGCAAUGAUGGAAGAAGGCAUGGGGAACGUUGAUGUAGCUCUCAGAUACCUGCAUGAAGCCUUAAAAUGCAACCAAAAAUUGCUAGGAGCAGAUCAUAUACAGACUGCUGCUAGCUAUCAUGCCAUAGCAAUCGCUUUUUCUUUGAUGGAAGCAUAUUCCCUAAGUGUGCAACAUGAGCAAACAACAUUACAGAUUCUUCAAGCCAAAUUGGGAGCAGAGGAUCUUCGUACUCAGGAUGCUGCUGCAUGGCUGGAGUAUUUUGAAUCGAAAGCUUUGGAGCAUCAAGAAGUGGCAUGUAAUGGCACCCCAAAGCUCGACUCAUUAAUUUCUAGCAAAGGUCACCUAAGUGUAUCAGAUCUACUUGAUUUUAUUAGUCCGGAUCAGGAGUCAAAGGGAGAAGACUCCCACAAAAAACGGCGUGCAAAGGUUUUGCCAGUUUGUGCUAAAUCCCAACAAACGCAACAGCAUGACAAAAGGAGCAACGACUCCAUUGUUCCUGCCGGUAUAGAAACUACUGGAGCCAUAGCAGAAUCCAGUACGGUAAUAGAUAAGCCAGACGUGGUUGUUUUACAAGUGCCUGAUGGCAGUGGCAUUAAUGAAUAUGACCCUAUAGAUACCGCAGAAGCUAGCUCGGAUGAAGGUUGGCAAGAAGCCAAUCCAAAAGUUCGUAUGAGACACGGUGCCUGUCAAAAAUUUGGCCAGAGGCGUUCGGAUCUUCCUAUGCUAAAAAAUGGCAAGUCUGAGUCCUACAAUCCUAGAGAGACCAGCCAUAGAAGGAAGGUCAUGUUACUAGGACGAAAGGCGCCACCAAAGACAAUUUCAACAGAACCGUCUAAAAAGAGACAGCAAAAUGUUCUCUGCUCUGGCACUGGGGAGGACACCCCUAUACUUCAACCAAGAACUUCGGUUUCAAAUGUUUUGACAAUGCAAGUUCCAAAAGUACAAACAACAUCUUCCUCUCUCACUGCCAUGGUUUCAAAAUCUUUAUCAUACAGAGAAGUUGUUGCGUCACCUCCAGGUACGAUGCAUAAGCCUUUAUUGGAGAAAGGUGAAGAAGCAAUUAAGGUAAAAACUGAUAAGCAGAUAUGCAUUAGUUCCUCUGAGAAAUCUGAGGAGAAUGGGAGUAAGAGAAUCACCGUAGAAGAAAGCAUACCAGAUGUCGAAGCUGCUAAAGAAGUUUAUAUUAGUGAAGCUCCAGAAGGUGAAACUCAGUCGGGAGAGGAUUACGAAGAAGUUCCAAAGCCAGCAUGUUCAUGCAAUCAGGAAAAUUCUGUCAGAACUACCAAAUACAAGCUUUCAGCUGAGGCUGAACCAUUUAAUCCAGGUGUCUUCCCUCUGACACACCAUGUGGCUUUUACAAGUAUUUAUGAUGUAAUAGCCAGUCAAAACAUGCUUGUAGAGCCAAUUGGAUUCCCGCCACUUUCUGCUAGGGUUCCUAGUGGACCUAGAUCAGCUCUGUAUUACAGAAUGAGCCGUUCUAUGCGUAGGAAACAUGGAUUUUUUAAAUAUCAUGUACCCCCCACUAAAAGAAGUAGAUGUGAUUUUACAGGAGUAAUGAACCCACACGCACCUGAAUUUGUUCCCAAGAAAGCUUGGCAGACAAGUGAAGUAGCCGAAGAUUCAGAAGUUCCAACAGAUUCAUAUUCAAUGACUGAUGCAGGAAUUGAUUUGCCUGCAGAAGCGAAGGCCGAUGAAAGAGUGGCUUGUUCAAGUGAAGAUGUCAGAAUCAAGAGAUGCAGUUCAGAUGCUGACAAAGCAGAGUUUGCAAGGCAGAUACUGCUUAGCUUUAUAGUGAAGUCAGUUCAACACAAUUCUGAUCCUGUAAGUCAAUCUCUGAUUGGUCAAGCGAAAUCCGAGUUCACAGAAAAUUCAACAGAAGCAAUUUGUAAUGAUAGUGCGAUCAUAAAAGUUCUCCAUGGGAGUGAAGGGGAGGCGGAACUAGGUUCUCAGAUUGGCAGAGAUAAAAAGCCGGAAACAGCUGACAUUAUGAAUGAACAUGGAGAUGAAGGAUUUGUAGUUGUUACAAAACGAAGGAGAAACAGACAGCACUUUAUAAGGUUGCACAAUCAACAACCCAUCUCUGCUUCAGUCCAUUAAAAGGACAUAGUAGAUGAUAGAUUUCCCAGUGUCCAGUGCAAGUCAGUGUGCAGGUUCUGUACUCUGUAGUACUGGGAGUCUUGCAAGAAGUACCAAGAAAGUUUCUAGCAGGUCAUGGAGGGAGAAGUUAUCAGUUAAGAACACAAUGGAAAUGCAUGGUGUUAGAUGCUCAGUUUGAUCCAUGGCGUGCGUAUACUUUCAACAACAUGAUGUCUAACCUUGCAGAAGAGUCGGAAAGAAAAUAAUUUGAAUAAGCGACUCUAAUUCUAUUGAAAGGAAGCCGGCUUGAGAUGUUCUUAAUAAUAUCGAAGAAAAUUCUCGCUCCAGAUUUUUUGUUUGAUCAAUAAUAUCAUCAGAACCAUUCCUCCUUUAUUCUCCAUCUCUCAUCUUUGUUUAUGCAUUGUUACUUAUUUUGGUUAACAAUGAAAGGAAGAAUAUGAUAAAUGUGCAA